AUGGUAAAUAGAGUUAUUACAAUUUCAAGGCGGUAUGCCGUGUCACUUUUGGCAGUUGGGAAGAAAAGCGUACCUUUAGCAGUGUUUGUGAUAUACAUUGGAUUUGUGACUUUUGCAUUAUUUAAUUAUCGAAGUCACUGUUUAUUUACUGAGCCAACUACACUUAUUAAAUACCACUUACUUGAACAAGAAGAGGCAGAUAAAUUGUGUAGAAUUCCUUGGGAUUCUCUAGGAGUUGAAGAUGUUGACAUUUUUCAUGAUCAUGAUUUAACCUCAAUAAAACAUCAGAACCCACUUGUACAGAAAGGAGGGGUGGGGAAGCCAGAGGGAUGCUUAUCAUACCAGAAAGUGGCCAUUAUUGUUCCAUACAGAAACAGAUAUUUUCAUUUAAAGUUAUUGCUCUCUAGACUUCAUCCCAUGCUGAGGAAGCAGAAAAUUCAUUAUAAAAUAUUUGUCAUAGAACAGGCUACAAAUGACAGUUUUAACAGAGGGAAGCUGAUGAAUGUAGGAUUUAAAGAGGCACUUAAGGAGGAGCAGUAUGAUUGCUUUGUCUUCCAUGAUGUAGACAUGAUUCCUGAAAAUAAUAAAAACCUAUACAUUUGUGACGAUCAUGCCAGACAUUUAUCAUCUGCCAUUGAUGAAAUGCGAUAUCAUGUGAUGUACUAUAAUUAUGCUGGAGGUGUUAUUGCCAUGAAGAAGGAUGUUUUUAAAGUCAUCAAUGGCUAUGCCAAUUCUUACUGGGGAUGGGGAAAUGAAGAUGAUGACCUCUCAGCAAGAAUACAAGAAGCAGGAUAUUUAUUAACAAGACCUCCAGAACAUAUAGGAAGAUAUAAAAUGGUGCGGCACAAAAAGGAAUCUAGAUCAGAAAAUGGAUAUGAGCGUUUUCUGGGUUGGAGAGGCAGAUGGCUACAAGACGGGCUCCACAGCCCUAAAACGAUGACGUACAAAGUACUCAGUAAAUCCCAGGAGCCUCUGUACACCAACAUCACCGUCAAUCUCCUGUACGAUAAAAACAAAGAGAUCAAUGUCGCAGAGGACACAACGAAGGAGUCACUGUGGUGUUUUAAACAUCCGCACACUUACUUCUUUAACCAGAUCAUCAAGUUUGUGAGAAUCGAUCAAUCACGUUCUGAUUCAUUGUCUCUAAUUUACUGA
Molecule: messenger RNA, 1155 nt
Organism: Saccostrea echinata
Lineage: Eukaryota; Metazoa; Mollusca; Bivalvia; Ostreida; Ostreidae
Product: beta-1,4-galactosyltransferase 4-like
Exons: 9
Coding region: 1-1155 (384 amino acids)
Biological process (GO): carbohydrate metabolic process; glycosphingolipid biosynthetic process
Molecular function (GO): N-acetyl-beta-glucosaminyl-derivative 4-beta-N-acetylgalactosaminyltransferase activity
Source: RefSeq, a predicted model, not a curated record